GUAUAAGAGAGCUCAAUUUCAAGGUCGUCAAUGGCGUCUUCUAGUUUUUGUUCGAGCUUACCCACAACAGCUGCUCGCAUUUCCUCCAAAACCCAGUUCGUAUCUGGCUUGAAAUCCAAGAAAUUAAUUUUGGGUUCCCGAUCUUUGGUCAAACCCCAGAGGCUUUUCUCCUCUGUUCGUCGUGUAAUGGGUUCAUCUGCUUCUUCCCCAGACAGAGCUCAAGGGACAGGUGUUGGUGAUUACAAAUCUAUAAGUGAUCAAGAAUGGAAGGAGAAACUCACAGAGGAACAGUUUUACGUUACUCGUAAAAAGGGAACCGAGAGGGCUUUCACUGGGGAAUACUGGAAUACGAAAACUAAAGGAACAUACCAUUGCAUAUGUUGUGACACGCCUCUUUUUGAAUCAUCUACCAAAUUCGAUAGCGGAACUGGUUGGCCAUCCUAUUACCAGCCCAUAGGUGACAAUGUGAAGUCCAAGUUGGACUUGUCUAUAUUUAUCAUGCCUCGAACUGAAGUUCUUUGUGCCGCUUGUGAUGCUCAUCUUGGCCAUGUCUUCGAUGAUGGUCCACCACCAACAGGAAAGCGUUACUGUAUCAACAGUGCCUCCCUGAAACUAAAGCCAGAGUAGGAAGCAACACACCCUUCUUGCCGGCCACCAGACCAAAUACGUUGCCACCAGAAGGACACCGAGGUGGAGAGAGUCGCUUCGUUUCGUGAGAUCGAGAGUUAGUUGUUAUGUUCAUGUUACAUAAUGAUAAGGAAAUGUUGUAAUACAUGUUUAUGAAGACCUAAAGUGCAUAUGGGCAAUUCCUUGGGCGAAAUAUACAUAUUCAUAUUAAUAUCUCAUGUAUAGAUUAGUCGUUAUAUUGUA
Pyrus x bretschneideri (Chinese white pear) is the source of this 870-nucleotide messenger RNA. Its product is annotated as peptide methionine sulfoxide reductase B1, chloroplastic. The record is from RefSeq and is a predicted model, not a curated record. Gene Ontology annotation, cellular component: cytoplasm. Gene Ontology annotation, biological process: protein repair; response to oxidative stress. Bases 31 to 627 code for a protein of 198 amino acids. NCBI's taxonomy places the organism in Eukaryota, Viridiplantae, Streptophyta, Magnoliopsida, Rosales, Rosaceae. The transcript has 5 exons. Gene Ontology annotation, molecular function: peptide-methionine (R)-S-oxide reductase activity.